AUGGCAGCUGCUGACGAGCCCAGGGCCAUGAUAGAAGCUUUUUGCAAGUGGUGCCAGGAGCAGUCUUGUGACAUGAGCCGGGUGCGCAUAGAACAAACGUCGUCAGGGUUGGGCUUGCUGGCCGCGCAGGAUAUAAUUGCUGGUGAGAUUGGUUUGUCAGUCCCGGUAGAUGCCCUGUUGACCGUCACUGCAGCUGCGAAAACGGAGAUUGGCCAGACAGUCCUUAACAGCGCCGCCGCGCGCAACAGGCGAGUCAGUGCGCAAGCGCUCAUGUACAUUGUCAUGCUGGACGGCUGGCAUAACCCAGCAAGCAAGUGGCACAGCUACUUGAGACUGAUUCCAGCUACGCACAACGAUCCUCUGUGGUGGACGGACAGUGAGCGACAAGAACGAUUAGCGGGCACCCAGCUCUUUCACGAGGCCGCACGUCACAUGGCCCAGCUCCGUGACGUCUACGACUCACUAUUCCCUGCUCUGUCUCAAGAGCUGCCCAGUGUCUUCCCUGCCGAGCGCUACACGUUUCAAGCCUUCCUUUGGGCUCGGUCCUCUCUGUCCUCGCGCUGUUUCUCCAACAAGCAGCUGGCCACUUGGCUUCACGGCGACAGUCACGAGCUUCCGGAGCUCCCAGCUCUCGAAACGGAGGAAAAAGGCUUGGUAAACGACUGUCCGGCAGCUUUAUGCCCCUUCUUGGAUAUGACGAACCACAACCCAGAGACUUGGCUGUUCAGUAUAAAAAGCCACUGA
This is a messenger RNA of Symbiodinium sp. CCMP2456, 744 nucleotides long. The record is from the annotation of a GenBank genome assembly. NCBI's taxonomy places the organism in Eukaryota, Dinophyceae, Suessiales, Symbiodiniaceae.